AUGGAGACGCUAACUUUGGUGCCGAUUCAGAAGAAACUGAUCAACUCUGAGGAUAUGAACGCCGAUGAAAUAGAGUGGUUGAAUGAGUAUCACGCACGAGUUUUUGCCAAUGCUGAACCACAUAUCAAAGAUGAAGCCGAGUUGGCAUGGCUGAGGGAUGCCUGUGCUCCACUGGUGGAGACGACUUCUCCUCGAAAGCGUAGAGGAUCUUCGAGCCGUGCUGAGAGUAUUGAUAAGAGACAAAAGAAUGAUUGA
Messenger RNA from Perkinsus marinus ATCC 50983, 255 nucleotides. RefSeq lists its product as hypothetical. The record is from RefSeq and is a predicted model, not a curated record. Bases 1 to 255 code for a protein of 84 amino acids. The transcript is spliced from 2 exons. NCBI's taxonomy places the organism in Eukaryota, Perkinsozoa, Perkinsida, Perkinsidae.